AGACAUUUAUGGGCACCGGAAGAGUAACAUAACAUAAAAUAUAUGUACACAACACGCCAGUCUCCUUCACUGGAUCUUCGAACUAUGAACUCAAAACUCCACAGAAGAAGCUAGACAAAAAACGCUCACGGAUUUCUAGAGAGAGAGAGACAGAGAAACAUACAAAAUUGAGUUUCGUUUUGCUCUUCAUAGUUAUAAUAAUGAGUAAUUGGUUGGGAUUCUCUCUAACUCCUGAUUUCAGAAUCGAUGAUGAAGAAGAAGUAAAUACACAAAAUCAAGCUACUGGAAAUAUUGACUCUAACUCACUAGAAUCAACUCCUUUGUCGGUCAUGCCUUUACCCUCUGAUGAGUCUCUACGUAUGAUUGAAGAUUGUUGGAGGUAUGAGAAUCAUGAUAUGAGUACUGCUACUAACCCGGAAGAAGAAGGCCCGAAGCUUGAAGAUUUCUUAGGAUGCUGUUAUUCAAAUUCUCCACCUCAUGAUGAACAACAAAUUGGUGAAAUCAACGUUAACAUUCCGCCAAGCUUAAAUCAUCACUCUGAUCACGAACAACACCAGCUACAAAUUGGAGCAAACAUGAAAUUAAUACCUUCUCAACAGAUGAUGUUACCAAAUAAUCAAUUUCACAGCUCUCAUGAGCUCGCCACAAAUUCUACUGGUAGUGUUUAUCAUGUGCCAUUUGAUGGAGCUACUUCUGUUUCUGGAUUCAAAUCGUGGUUACGCCAAGCUGCUACUGCUACACCAUCAGUUGAAGAAAUUAGUGCUAGCAGUUGCCAAGCGCUUUCGCUUGCUACUGCUCCGAAAAAAAGGCCGGUAACUGUUAAAAAUGUUAGUGGUUCAAGAGAACCGGCACCGCGUAAAUCCAUUGAUACUUUUGGACAACGAACCUCUCAGUACCGCGGUGUCACAAGACAUCGGUGGACUGGAAGAUACGAGGCUCAUUUGUGGGAUAACAGUUGCAGAAAGGAAGGGCAAACUAGGAAAGGCAGGCAAGUCUAUCUAGGUGGUUAUGACACGGAGGAAAAGGCAGCUAGAGCAUAUGAUUUAGCCGCUUUAAAAUACUGGGGUCCAAACACGCAUAUUAAUUUUCCCCUAAACACUUAUGAAAAGGAACUGGAGGAGAUGAAAAACAUGAAUAGACAAGAAUUUGUAGCACACUUGAGAAGGAAAAGCAGUGGGUUCUCAAGAGGGGCAUCAAUGUACAGAGGAGUAACGAGGCAUCAUCAGCAUGGGAGGUGGCAAGCCAGAAUUGGGAGAGUUGCAGGCAACAAGGACUUGUACCUUGGUACCUUUAGUACUCAAGAGGAAGCAGCGGAAGCCUAUGAUAUUGCUGCGAUUAAGUUCAGGGGGACAAGUGCCGUGACCAAUUUUGAUAUUAGUAGGUACGAUGUCAAACGGAUUUGCUCAAGCUCAACCUUAAUUGCUGGAGACCUAGCCAAGCGCUCCCCAUCAAAAGAUUCUGGCAUCAGCCCGUCUUCAUUUGAAGACUAUAAGUCAUGCACAACUUCACCUCAGCCCAUUUUGGCCAUAACAAAUGGGGAGCAAUUGCAACAGCCCAUAGAUUCAUUCAUGGACAUGAUGCCAUUGAUGGCUGCUGCAGGAUCAAGCAGCAGGAGCUCUUCUGGUGCACCAAGUCCCAAAUGCUCUGGCUCUGGUGAAAUGAGCUGUGAUUUUGGGGUCGGAUUAGAGUAUCCUCAGGCUUAUUAUUCAUCCGUAGUUCAAGAACACAAGUUUGAAGAUGGACACAAGGGAAAUGAUGAUAAUUCAUCGAGCUCAGGCCAAAUUGGGAAUAUGGACCUAGUUCAUCCAGUUCCCAUGUUUGCAUUAUGGAACCAAUGAAAAUUGAAUACCAAGACUAUUUUAAGUGUUUGCAUUCGGUGAUGAAUGAUGAUACAGUUCUAGAGAUUAGUCUUGCUAGCUCCCUUAGUCUAAACCUUCCUUCCUGGGCCAAAGAAAAAGUAAAAUCUUGAUUUCUACCAUGCUUUAGAUUAAGAUUUUUAGACGUUUAGACUGUUUAGGAUAUAUUAAUUCGAUGGCAAUGAAACAAAGAUUGAAUGCAUUCAGCUAUGGAGCUCUUAGUCAGUCUGUGUGAUCAUUAAACAUCUUAGGUUUAUGUA
This is a messenger RNA of Lycium barbarum (goji berry), 2116 nucleotides long. Its product is annotated as AP2-like ethylene-responsive transcription factor AIL1. The transcript has 10 exons. Gene Ontology annotation, biological process: regulation of DNA-templated transcription. The coding region runs from base 201 to 1838 and encodes 545 amino acids. NCBI's taxonomy places the organism in Eukaryota, Viridiplantae, Streptophyta, Magnoliopsida, Solanales, Solanaceae. The record is from RefSeq and is a predicted model, not a curated record. Gene Ontology annotation, molecular function: DNA binding; DNA-binding transcription factor activity.